This is a messenger RNA of Clonostachys rhizophaga, 513 nucleotides long. Lineage: Eukaryota; Fungi; Ascomycota; Sordariomycetes; Hypocreales; Bionectriaceae. The record is from the annotation of a GenBank genome assembly.
AUGGAUAACACUGACCAGACGAUUACGGACCCGGCGAAGUCCCCUCUGUUCAUUCCUCUGAACAUCGCCCUCACCGGCCUGCUGGCCUACGUCGCCUACAUGAUCUUCUCGCGACCCUCGCCCAGCGCCCAGCUGCCUCCCCCACCUCCCGCAGUUGUCUUCAAGACCUACACACCCCACACACUCCUCCCCUUCAACGGAGAGGACGGGAAGCCGAUCUUCUUUGCCGUCCGCGGUCGCGUCUUCGAUGUCUCCCGUGGCCGCAACUUCUACGGCCCCGGCGGCCCGUACUCCAACUUUGCUGGCCGUGACGCCAGCCGUGGUCUUGCCUGCGGCAGCUUCGACGAGGACAUGCUGACCAAGGACCUGGACGGUCCCCUGGACACGCUGGAGGGGCUCGGCGCGGAUGAGAUGGAGGCUCUCCAGGGCUGGGAGGACAGGUUCAACGAGAAGUACGAGGUUGUCGGCAAGCUGGUGUCGGUGAGCGAUUUCAACAAUGGCACCAAAGCGUAA